Molecule: messenger RNA, 9660 nt
Organism: Actinia tenebrosa (Australian red waratah sea anemone)
Lineage: Eukaryota; Metazoa; Cnidaria; Anthozoa; Actiniaria; Actiniidae
Biological process (GO): homophilic cell-cell adhesion
Cellular component (GO): extracellular region; membrane
Molecular function (GO): protein binding; calcium ion binding
Source: RefSeq, a predicted model, not a curated record
GCUCAUUUCAAGAUGGCGGCAGGAGAUCAUGAAUAUUUAUCAUUUGGCACUAACUUAUCUCCAAGGAAGCAGAAUAAACGGAACCAAUGAAUUUUAUUGGUUCAGAAUCAAAAGUCGAAAUUUAUUAAGCUGGGGUUGCCAAUAAUUGCAAAAAUUACACCGUCCUUUAUAAAGGAAAUCGUAUAUUAGUCUGAUUGAACAAGACAAAACUGCAAAAGUCACGAAAGAAAGAUAAAAUAAAGUGCUUCGACUGACGUAAAUCUAUCAAGACUUGUAAACAAUGGCAAAUGUAGCUCAACUCUUUACCUAAGCAACCUUGGAAUGCCGAAGUUAAUAAUGGAAGGAAAAAGAUUAUUUUGGCUCUCGAUUUCCUGGCGUUUCUAGGAGAUAAAGAACGCGAGAAAAGAGGUGGCACACUACUGUCAAAAGAGCGUAAAAAGAACCACAUCGAAAUAGCCAUGAAAAGCAACAGUCUUCGGUAUUUAUUUUCAACCCUCGUCUUUGUCUCUCUAUUAAUCACCCCGACGAAACUCGAGCCAAACCACGGCACUCAGAUCUUCUCUGGUAACCAAUACUGGAAUACUCGCUACCCAAGCCUUGCACAUCCAUCUGACUGGGAAGGAUUUUGGAACGCGCAAACAGAUGGGCGCAAAAUUUACGAAAGAAGUAACAGUUACACACAGAGUGUUCAAUGCACGGGAUGUUCUUGUAAUAAUGCCAAAGGAAUACUAGAGUGCAAUGGUUAUACAGGGAGUACUUUGAUUCUCAAGAACAAGAACAUACCCGUAAUAGAUGAGCUUCCUGUUUCCUUGGUUACCAUGAGUAUACAUUCCAGUAGUUUAACUACCCUUGGUGAGACUGUCUUCCACAACUUAACUUUACUUAAGAGUCUAUCAAUAACACACAAUCCUCUAAAGGAUUUUCCUGAUCUUUCCAAGAAUUCUGCCCUACAAAAGCUUGACUUGUAUAAUAACAAGAUAAAACUGUGGAAUCACAACUAUACUGCACUACCAUCAUCCUUGGAAAGAAUUAUUUUGAUUAAGAAUGAGAUUGACUGGAUCCCAGAUAACUGGUUUAAACUGCCAAACCUGAAAUAUAUUGCUUUGAGCUAUAACAAGCUUAAAACUUUCCCUGGACAUGCAUUCAUCAACUGUGGACAACUGAAAUAUCUGUCAGUUGACCACAACCAAAUAGAAAAGAUUUCAUAUCCAAACCUGGAACCUUUCUUUGGAAAUAAUUCACAGCUGGUUCACCUGAAUGCAAGUAAUAAUGUUAUAACAUCAAUUGCUGGAGAAGCCCUCCUUAACUUUAUCCAUCUAAAAGUUUUAGAGUUGCAUGUUAACAUGAUUGAAACCAUUGGUGCCAAAGUCUUCUACAACAUUCCAGAACUACUGCACUUGGAUCUAAGAGGCAACAGACUUCAGACGAUAACUGCUGAUGGGUACAGCUCUCCCUUCAUGGAUUUGCCCAAGUUAAAGUGUCUAAUUUUGAUGUACCAGCAGAAUCGUUACCAGACACAACAUGUCAUGUAUAAUGCAUUCAAUAAUUUACCAGAACUUGAAGAUCUUUGGCUGACAGACAAUGAGCUAACAAACUUCCCUCAUCCUGCCUUAUCUGGUCGGUCAAUGCCCAUCAAGUAUCUGCAUUUAGAAAAGAACAAAAUAAACUCUUUGACAAGUUUUGCUAGCACAGCUUUUCCUCCUGACCUUCAGCCAUUGCACGGUGGUCUCGAAGCAAGUCACAAACCAUUUGAGAAGCUAACAACUAUACAAAGACUCUUCAUACAUCGUAACGAAAUCUCCACUAUCGAUAAGGAAGACAUAUGGUAUCUCAGUUCGCUAGAAGAACUAUAUGCUGACGUCAAUAAGCUUUCCAAUGCAACUGUUCAUCCUGACGCCUUCAGGAAUUUAACUUCGUUGACGAGACUAGAUCUAGAAGCAAACCAGUUCCAUUACGUACCUCUCGCAAUCACCACGAAGCAAAGAUUACCACAGAUAAGACACAUUGAAUUAUCGUACAACAGGAUAACCUACUUGUUAAAAAGUGUCUUCAGUGAACUCGACACCCUGACAGAAAUACAGCUGGACAGCAACAGGAUAAUAGCCAUUGAAGAUGGAGCAUUUCCUCCAAAUCUGAAUCGAAUAUAUCUCUUUAACAACCUUUUCAAGUUCAAGCACGAAAAUCCAUUUACGAACCUGUCCAAACUAACUAGCCUGGAACUGGGAAAGAAUGCUAUUGAUGUCCUUCCUAAUACUGCCCUCCAUGGUCUAACGAGCCUCACAAGACUAGAUUUAAGCAACAAUAAGCUUGGUCGCAUCAUGAAAGUAGCUUUCAAGGAUCUAACAAGCCUGCGAUACUUAUUAUUGCGCCAUAAUGACCUGACAUACAUCGAGGAUGGGACGUUUGCAGUAAGCACACAUUACGAUGAAAUACUACUGCAUCACAAUCGUCUUACUCGCUUGCCUGCAGGUGGAGACUUUUCCAACAAAAGGAUAGAUCGACUGCGUUUGGACAACAAUCGUUUGACAUCAAUUCCUACUAACACAUUUAUCAAUACAACAUGUGUUGGUAGCUCGCAAUGUAGCUCGGAAGUCCGUGAAGCUUCUCAAAGAGUUUGGAAUUUUCGCUUCAAUCACAUAUCAAAGAUCGAAUCUGGUGCUUUUAACAAUGCAGGAGGGCUUUACUGUUCCAUCCUGUUCACCAAUACCGGACCGCCUAUCAAUCCUCUAACUACCAUUGAGAGCCGUGGGUUUGUCAACGUCAAGGCCUGCUACAUAGAACUUAUGAACCUGCAACUUAAAAAACUUCACACAGCCUCCUUUGUUAAUACAACUACGACUAAUGACAUUGAGUUGCACAACAAUGUUAUCGAUGAGAUCGAUGAAGCAGCCUUUCAGAAUGUUGUCGUGAGGAAUUUGAAAUUAGAAAACAACCGCCUACCAGCAAUAACAGUCAAGAUGUUUGGCGACACAGGCUCGCGAAUUAACCGCAAUUUCCACCUUUCCAACAACAGGAUCAAGACCUUGACAGAGAAGGCAUUUAUUGGCCUUACGUAUUGUAGAUACAUAUACAUGGCUCAUAACCGACUUGUAGCAACGCCUUUCAAGCAGUUCAAACACAUCAACCCAGAGACACUAGAUCUACGAGAUAACCAGAUCCCAACCAUUACCCCUGGUGAACUGGAUGCCUACACUAAUAUACACUGGCUUUACCUUCACAAUAACAAUAUCACAAGGCUGGAUAAAAACCUGUUUAAAAACCAAGGCGCUUUGUAUUUGCUCGAUGUCAGUGGGAACGCCAUCAGUGUGUUAGAGGAAGGUGCUUUUAACAACAUGAAUUCUCUCGAUUAUUUGUACCUUCAGAAAAAUUCCAUCGAAUUUGUUCCUACAUUUCCUUCCUUAAGAAAUCUACAAUUUCUAUACCUAUCAGACAACAAGAUAACCAAUAUAGGGCAGAACGCCUUCGGAGAACUGAGCCGUUUGACAACUCUCGAUAUGAGUGGUUCGAAUCAACUUCAGUGUGACUGCAAUGUGUACAACUCGUUCGUCUCAGUGAUUUCUUCCCUCAAUGCUGGUCGGGCUGCGGUGUGUGCCGGACCACCUCGGGUAGCCGGCGUAAAGUUCUACCCCGGGGGAAGCUACGAGACUACAUACCGUCAGGAAUUCACUUGCUCACCAGUCAACAUUACUGCGUCCGCACCGGCUGAUUUCCAAAUAAGGGUAAAGUGGGACAAGCCAGAUGAACUAUAUCCCGUACAAAACACAACCGGAAACGUGACAACAGAUACCUGGAACCAGACCAAAAUUAUCAACGUGACAUAUACUAUCACUUGUUACAGCGCUGAUGCCCCUAGCGUGACGGGUGUGACAUCUGAUACCUUCUACCUUUUUACUAAGGCUGACGGAGUCAAGGCUGGUACAGAUUACACGUGCUACGUACAGAUGACUGUCGUUGCCCACAACGGUACAGUAGAGGUGGGGAUACCCCUGGGAGUCGUACUAACACGAACCACGCCCCGCAGUGAGGAAACCUCGUUGACUACUGUGGAGGGGAAGGCGCCGACAACAAACACUUCAAUGAACCCUGAGAACUUCUACUUGAAUGCAACUUAUUAUGACUUCCGUUUCUCGGAUAGUGAUUUUGUUGGUGUCAAUUACCGUGAGGACUUCAAGAAUCCCCGUUACAUCCCCUCCCCUUUCGGCAGCUGGCUGGCGAUCUCGUUGACUCCUUCAGCAGACUCAUUCUCAACGUGGUUUCGUUCAGACACCGCUCGCAAUCGCCCGUAUGAUGGAACUAUUGAACUUGGAAAGACUAGUGAAAAGGAUUCCAAUGGACAAGCAAUAUAUCGUUAUUAUAACUCAAAGUUCUUCCCCGUGGACGGACGGGGAUUUGGUGCCGAGGGACAGAGAGAUUGUCAUUCUAAUGCCCUGCGGAAUUAUGGUUUCACAACAGUAGUAAGGGGUACAUUCACCUUUACUGGCAAGGAGGAGUUUUCGUUCGCUGGUGGUGAGGAACUAUGGGUAUUUAUCAACAGACAGAUGGUGGUGCAACUAUUCCAUAAUCCUGGUACAUCUGCCACACCCUGCAGAACACUAUCGCUAGCCCCUGCUGCCACGAAAGGCGGUGGUAUAGUGGUACCAAAGCAAGGUACAGUCACAGGCGGCAAAUGUGUACUUGCGGGCGAUGCAACUGCUGAGCAGUUCAACAUUUCAUUGUUGUUGGGUGUUUCGUACCGUAUAGAUGUAUUCCUGGCUGAACGCUUUCCAUGUGAUUCUCAGUUCUUGUUUCAAAUGAGUGGUUCUUCAUUUGUUAAUCCUGGUGAAUCCAUCAAACCUGUGGAUUAUGUUGUGCAUGUCAGUGAGGAUACACAUGUUGGUUCGGUUAUUCAGGAAUUUGAAAUCGGCGAUGCCUUCACAACAGGGUCAUACUCGGUAGAUCUGCUGACUGGUAACGAAGAAAGACGAUUCGAAAUUCUAGAAGCGGGGUACAGUUCCCCCGCAGCACCUGUUACCCCUGCCCCACCCACUUUUGUGCUGAAUGGAGAGACAAUCAUAUUGUGUGCUAAUGCCACAAAUGACACCAUCAAGCCCAUACCUACCGUUGGUCCAGGUUCAGAGACGUUCUCAAUAUCAACGGCUGUCGGUAAGAUGGUACUAAAGGCUGGACUCGAUUACGAGGCAACGAAGGAGUAUCUGUUAACCAUGAGUGUCACUGAUAAUGGCGCUGGUGUUAGUGGUGAAAUAGUGAUGAAGAUUUAUGUGGAGGAUUAUAACGACCACUGCCCUAUCUUACCCAGUGUCUCGUACGACCUUUAUCCCAUACCACCACUGAGGAAUGAGUCUUUCUUUACUGUAAAGGCAACAGACAAAGAUAGUGGUGUUAAUGGCCAAAUUACCUACACAAGAAGUCAGAUGAUCUCGGCUGUACCUACCAUCAUAGCCAAGAUGUAUUAUGUCCAGAACGGUACAGCCACAGUCUGGUCCAACACUACAGUUGAAUGGAAGCGCAUGUAUUAUAUCUUUGCUGUAGACAAUGGCACACCCAAGCGAGGCGACAGGAUACCCAUGACCAUUAAAUUCAAUGCCACCUGUCAGGAAUUUGCUGAUAUAACUGUAAAUCCAUCCUCUGGUGAAGUGUUCUUCAGAGCACCUGGCAUGACAGUAUCUGAAUAUCCUAAGAAUUCAACAAUCAAACCCAUGUGUCGUCGUUGUCGUACUGGAUUCUAUUGCCCUGGAGAUGGACGGGAGCUUCCUUGUGGAAAAGCCUCCCCUACUGACUAUUCCUUUGGUGCUGCUAAAGAAUGCAGCCCCUGCCCUGAGGGAUGGUUGUGCAAAAAUGGGACUGCGUUACCUUGUCCUGCUUAUACCUACGUCAAGUGUAACACAACGUGGUGCCCUGAUCAGUGUUUUCCAUGCGAGAAAGGAACCGUUUGCUUUGAGGGAAAGAAAUACGACUGUCAACCAGGAACCUACAGCGAUGGAACAGGAUACCCAUGCAAGAUCUGCCCUCCUGGGAGCUUCAAUAACGAGACCAAAGCAGAAACAUGUUACUGUUGUCCUGAUGGCUACAGUAGUACCGUCAUGAAGACCUCUUGCCGUGCGUGUCUGUCUACAGAAACAGCCACUCACUACACAUUCCCUAACUGCUCUCUUUGUCACACAUGUACUUCAGUAGCAGAGUGCCAGUGUCUCGCCAAUCCUUGUGCUGAGGGAGUCACGUGCCGCAACAGAGGUGUUGGUAACUACACGUGUGAAGGAUGCCCGAAUGGAUUCACAGGAGAUGGGAAAUCAUGCAAAGAUAUCGAUGAGUGCAGUAUUGUAUUUCCUUGUUACGAUAACAACACGUGCGUCAACCUGUCUCCUGGUUACCGCUGUGGUGGUUGUCCAGCGGGUUUCCGUGGUAACGCUCCUUCAGGGAUUGGUGUUGAAUAUGCACGAAACCAUAGGCAGACCUGUGUGGAGAUUGACGAGUGUACAGAGGGUGCACACGUCUGUGAUCCCAAUGCACAGUGUAUCAAUACUAUAGGAAGUUAUAAAUGUGGAUACUGUAAUCCUGGGUUUAUUGGUAGUGGUUACGCCGGCUGUGUACCUGGUGACUUUUGUACCAAUGGAACACACACAUGUCACGUGAACGCCAAGUGUAUACAGACUGCUGCUGGCAAAUAUAAGUGUGUGUGUAAAGACGGGUUUGGUGGCAGUGGAGAGGAAUGUAACCCAGAUCCUGAUUUCGACAUGAUUCCUGAUGAUGGUCUAAGUUGUACGCUUCCUAACUGUAGACAGGAUAACUGUCCUGUAGUCCCUAACACAGGACAGGAAGAUAAUGACUCCGAUACUGAUGGCGAUUCUUGUGAUGAUGAUGAUGAUAAUGAUCUCAUUCCUGAUAAACAGGAUAACUGUCAGUUUGAAGCGAAUCUAGGCCAAGAAGACCUCGAGGGCGAUGGCGUUGGAGAUGCAUGUGACAACUGCAGGAAUGUCACUAAUCCAGACCAAAAGGAUACUGAUGGGGAUGGGAUUGGGGAUGCAUGUGACACUGACAGUGAUGGGGAUGGAAUACUGGAUAAAGACGAUAAGUGUAAGUACUUGAACGGUAGUGGAGAUCAGGUGGAUACUGAUGGUGAUGGUAUUGGGAACCUAUGUGAUAACUGCCCGAACGUGCCUAACACAAACCAGCUGGAUUCAAAUCAGAAUGGUUAUGGCGAUGCGUGUGACGGCCCAGGGAAGGACAAAGACGGUGAUGGGGUACUCAAUGACUUUGAUAACUGUGUUGAUCUACCUAAUGGUGACCAGGCAGACGCGGAUGGGGAUAAGAUAGGCGAUGAUUGUGAUGAUAUCCAAGAUGACGAUGGGAUUACCAAUCAGAAUGAUAACUGCCCACUGGUCAAGAACCCGGACCAAAAACACGAUCAAAGAACUUAUGAUGUUAAAGCUCGACCUGUUGGUGAUGCCUGCAUGACAGAUUAUGAUGGUGAUGGCGUCGUUGAUGAUGACGAUGCAUGUCCACGUGUCAAACACAUCAGCAAGACCAGUUUUCUGGAUUAUUUCACUGUAGACUUGUACCCAGGCCAUGGUGAUCCUGAUCCUGUGUGGAGAGUUGGAAAAAAGGGGGUUGACGUAGAACACGUAUCCAAUACCACGCAUCCCGGCAUGCUCAUCGGCGAAACGAGAUACGGCCCAGUAGACUAUAAGGGUACUAUGUACGUCAAGGCGUCGUCAGGCUCUGAUUACAUUGGAGUCGUGUUUGGCUACCAAACAAACAGGAAGUUUUACGUUGCCAUGUGGCGUAAAGAAAAUAUAAACUUCGCUGAUGCCGAUAUUAACGCAGGAAUCAAAGGAAUUCAACUCAAAUUGGUUGACUCGAACACUGGUCCUGGCAAGGCUCUUGCACAAGCCUUAUGGCACUCUUCAGACACGACAAAUCAGAGUACAGUUCUUUGGCAUGAUCCAAAGAUGGCGGGCUGGCAGCAUCAGACGCCAUACCAGUUCCACAUCAAACAUCGACCAUCUGUUGGUAUUAUCAGGUUGAAGAUUUACCAAGGACCAAAGGUCCUCUCAGACUCGGGGGAUAUCUUCGAUACGCAUAUCACCGGAGGUAGACUGGGGAUGUUUGUCUUCGGUCAAGAGGACGUCAUCUGGUCAAGGCUGGAAGCCAAUUGUGCUGAAAGAGCUAACAAAGCACUAUUUUUCGACGGGACUGCCGAUUACGUACAACUUCCUUCAAUUGGUCAGUUAGGCUUAUUAGAAAGUUUUACCAUCACAACAUGGAUCAAGAUGGCUACCAGUUACCCUCUCACCAAUCAACCUAUUAUCUGUACACUGGAUGCUACAUUGUGCUUGUAUCUCAAAAACAGACUUAUCUAUGGUAACGUGGGGUCCGUAGUCACGGCAGGAACAGAAGCCAUCGAACCUGAUGAAUGGCAUCAUCUGGCCUUUAGAUAUGACGCACAGAGAAAUAUUGUCACUCUCUUCGUGAACGGCUCUUCUGUAGGUUCAACCACUAAUGUACAGAAGCCAUCAUUGACGCCAAGCGCCGCUCUUUACAUUGGAAAAGAUCAAACACAUUACUUGGAUGGAACUCUGGAUGACGCCACACUGUGGGGUAUCCAAGUUUCUGAUGAAGAAAUCCAAAGCUACAUGAAACUAGCAGGCCUGCAGUGGCCCAUCCGCAACUACCUUGUACGAGCCCAUUAUGACAUGGAGGACCUUAAGGAUUCUGUCUUGUUGGACAGGUCAGGCAAUAACUUCCGUGGCAACCUGUUUGGAAAGCCAGACCUAAUACCGAGUACCGUGGACAAGAACCGUUUUUUCGUUACUUACCCACAUAACAGACGGCGGCGUAGCAUCCUGUCACCAUGGCAACACACUGAACUUUGAUUGAAUAGUGCCUCCCAAGGAGCUGGGUAUACUGUGGGCUAUUUUGAAAGGAUUACAUAAAACAACAACCAUACGCCAGCAGCUAGACUAAACAAACAAACAACAACAACAACAAAACAAUCUUUAAAAUGUAGUUAUUCUAUAAUUAAUAUAGUUCAGUAUAUCUCCCAAGGAGCUGAGGAUACUGUAGGCUACUUUGAAAGGAUCACAUAAAACAACAACCAUACGUCAAUAGGUACAAACAAACGAACAACAACAACAAAACAAUUUUUUUAAAUGUAGACACUUUCAAAGUCAGAUCGUCGAAAACGUCCCUUCUUAUUUGAUUCUUAUUUGAGAAGGACAUCAUUCAAAAAAAUGUAAUGAAGUCAGGAUUUGACGACAUCCAUGACACUCUCCACUUCAAAACACUUGUAAAAUAAAGUUGAUAUACAUUGGUAGUUAUAAUACAAGAUAUGUAUUUAUUGUUUUAGAGCUUUUAAGAUGUGACGUAUGUCCGGAUCCACUGACUUCUCAUUAAAACUUGAAAUGAUAAAGCGAAAAAGGUUUUCAAUUAAUUAAUCGCCAUCUCAAGCAAUUAGAAAUUAAAUUAAGACAACGAAUCCUCUCAUGAAGAAAAAGGCAAAUGAAAUAUUUUUGUUUUGACCCCGGAAGUCGCUUUCAAUACGAUGGAGGUCACACUUAAAAACUCUAUUAGUCUUUAGUCUUUCAAUAUGCCACCGUGUCAUCGAACAUAAUGGCGGCUAUUGUCUGUAUUUUUUCUUCUUUAAUAAAGAUGAUUUUUUGUUAA